Messenger RNA from Paramecium tetraurelia, 2063 nucleotides. RefSeq lists its product as uncharacterized. The record is from RefSeq and is a predicted model, not a curated record. The transcript has 10 exons. Lineage: Eukaryota; Ciliophora; Oligohymenophorea; Peniculida; Parameciidae.
AUGAUAUUGAAUGAGAUUUCAAGAGAUGAUGAACAACAAUCAUUUAUUAGUGCAACUGAUAAAGAUCAAACACUUCAAACCUAAACUAAUUUGAAAUAGCAAAUCAAGAUGUUGCCACCGAUUUAUUUAUCAAUGUCGCUAAUAGUUUUGUCUGCAGCUAUUUUGAGCCAGUUUUAAUACGCAAGGGCUCAAACAUUCCCUUUGUUUUUAGAGUUGCCUUUUUAGAAGAAUUAAUUAUUUACGAUUGGAAAUGCGUUAAUCAGUUUGAUGGGAAUCAUGAUCUAUUAUUUGGUAUUUUAAGCCAAUCAAUCAAAACCCAUUAGAAAGCUAUACUCAGCCAAAUAGAUUCCAUAUAAAAUCUUUUCAUUUUAGAUAUUCCUAAGUGGAGCUUUAUCCCACCUAGCAUUUCUAGCAUUUGCUUUGCUCCCUAUUGAAUACAAAAACCAAUCCAAUUUCCUAUACACUGAAGACAGAAUUUUAUUAACAUUUUCGUUUAUAAUGAACUUCCUAUUCAUCAGCUAUUACAUGUGUUAUAAGUAGGGUUCUUAACCAUCAAAGUUAAAAAAUCAAUUACAACCAUUUUCUUUGAGUUAACAAAUAAAGGCAGCCUUAUUUACAGUAAUUUGCUUUUUAUUUACUGCUUUUAUUUCUGUGAAUUUUAUAAGUAUUUUUAUGGGAAUGCCAAUGGCUUAAGGAGAACCAAGUUUGAAUGAUGGUCUAAGCGCGUCUGAAGACUUUAUAGCAAACAUGGUUAGCGAGAUAUACUCUACACUGUCAUAUAGCUUAUAUUUGAUGAAUUCAUUUUUUAUAGGAAUGUUUUAUUCUGACUUAUAGAAAAUUAAUUUGAUAAUGAGUGUAGAUUAAGAGAUGAUGCUUAUGAUUAAAUAAUAAAUUAUCGUGAAUCACAAUGCAUAUAAAAACGGAUAUAUAAUUAAAUAAAUGAAAGCGUUCAUCACAUUGUCUCUUUUGUAUUUGACAUUAGCCAACUAAGGAAUUUUGUCAGCAACUGGAGAAUCUGUACAUGCAUUCCAAUCAGUUAUUGUGGGUUUAUCAAAAGUGGCAUCGAAAGAUUUCAAUUUCCAAUAACUAUUCGUUGCUCUUGAUGAAUUGGCUGAAUCCUUCAAGGCAAGAAAGAACGAAGAAAACGCAUUCUACGAAUAAGAAUAUCAAUAAUAUCAAGCAGAUGUUCAAUACUAUUAAAAUCAAAUAACAGACUUCAAAAACAAGAUUGCCUAAUUGGAAGUCGACGUUAAAGACUUGACAGAUGAAAGAGGCAGAUUACAAUAACUUUUGGCAGAUGCUAAAUAAGAUCUAUAUGAUGCAACCAAAUUAUUCAAUGCCAAAGAGGCCUAAAUCAAUUCAGACAAGUCAGUCUUCACCAGAUAGUUCAACGAAUAUGCUGACACCAUUGCAGUUUUAGAUUAAGCUAUUGCAUUGUUGAAUGAAGUCAAAGACGAAACUUCACUCUUGUAAAAGGCAGAGAACAUCAAGGAUGUUUCUUAAAAGAUGCAUAACCAUCUUAAAUAAUUAUCUUCAAAGAGAGUGUUUUAUUAACCAUUGGUUAAGGCAUUGACACAAAUUGCUCAAAACAAUUAUGUUGAUUAAGAGAACUUAAACAAAGUCAUCAACUAUAUGAAUCAAUUAAGACAAUCUUUGAUUGAUGGACAAACCUCAUUACAAAAUCAAUAUGAUGCACAAUCUAAAUUACAAUAAGACAUUUUAUCAGAAAUCUAGGCCAAGAUCACUGGAAUUAGAGAUGUGUUGAUUCCAUUGUUGUAAGCAGAAAUUGAGACCAAAGAUGGAGAAAUCAAAGCACUCAAUGCAAUUUUGAAUGAUGCAAAACUCAAUUUAGCUGAUGCUGAAGAUAAUCUCUCUGCCACUCAAAAUAGAUGGAUUGAAAGAACUGCAUCACACAAUACCUUGAUCUAAUAAUACGAUAAUGAGUUAUUAGCCAUUAAGGAUGCUGAAAAUGCCUUAAAAAAGGGAGGCAUAUUUAGAUAAUGAUAUAAACACCAAUAAUUCCCUUUAAAAUAUAAUAUAUUUAUAAUUAAAUUUCGUUAAAA